Molecule: messenger RNA, 1094 nt
Organism: Coccidioides immitis RS
Lineage: Eukaryota; Fungi; Ascomycota; Eurotiomycetes; Onygenales; Onygenaceae
Product: 40S ribosomal protein S6
Exons: 7
Coding region: 95-814 (239 amino acids)
Biological process (GO): translation
Cellular component (GO): ribosome
Molecular function (GO): structural constituent of ribosome
Source: RefSeq, a predicted model, not a curated record
UGAAGUUGUCCGUGAGACGACGUCGACGACCUACCAACCAACGCCCAUCGACAAUUUGCGUGUGCCUCCGUCUUGACCGCGGAUUCCUGUCAAGAUGAAGCUCAACAUUGCCUACCCGGCCAAUGGGUCGCAGAAAUUGAUCGAGAUUGACGAUGAGCGCAAGCUCCGACCCUUCAUGGAGAAGCGCAUGGGAACUGAAGUUCCUGGCGACUCUCUCGGUGAUGAAUUCAAGGGUUAUUUGUUCAAGAUCACUGGUGGAAACGAUAAGCAAGGUUUCCCCAUGAAGCAGGGUGUUCUUCUGCCCAACCGUACCAGACUCCUCCUCAGCACCGGCCACAGCUGCUACCGACCCCGCCGAACUGGUGAGCGCAAGCGCAAGAGCGUUCGUGGAGCUAUCACUGGUUAUGACCUUGCUGUUAUGGCUCUUACCGUCGUCAAGCAGGGUGAGGGUGAUAUCCCCGGACUCACAGAUGUCGUGAACCCCAAGAGACUCGGUCCCAAGCGUGCUUCUAAGAUCCGCAAGUUCUUCGGUUUGGACAAGAAGGAUGAUGUCAGAAAAUUCGUUAUCCGCCGAACUGUCACACCCACCAAGGAGGGAAAGAAGGAAUACACCAAGGCCCCUAAGAUCCAGCGUCUCGUCACCCCCCAACGUCUCCAGCGCAAGCGUCAGCGAAUUGCCCUCAAGCGCCGCCGGGCUGAGUCUGCCAAGGAGCAAGCCAACGAAUAUGCCAAGCUUUUGGCCGCCCGCGUCCACGAGGAGAAGGCCAAGCGCGAGGAACUCCGCAAGCGCCGAGCAUCUUCCAUGAGAAAGUAAAUGGUGUUGCUUGGCGGUUAAUGUCGGGGAGGAAGCUCAGGUGCGAACGGGAUAAAGGAAACGGGGUGUUGUGUGCAACUAUUAUGAGCCUCGGAUUAAAGAGAAAUACCAUGUUCUUUUCUCUUGUCUUUUUCUUCGAGCAACGAAUACAGAGUCUUUGGGUCAUGGGAGUUUUAUUAUCUUUGCUACAAAAAUUCAUUUGCCAAAUGACAAGUCUGUUCCAAUACCUCCGCCCGCCUCCACAGGGAGAUGCGAAUUGAACCCCGUUGUUCUUAAUGCG